Trichomonas vaginalis G3 is the source of this 408-nucleotide messenger RNA. RefSeq names its product spectrin binding. Gene Ontology annotation, molecular function: protein binding. Lineage: Eukaryota; Parabasalia; Trichomonadida; Trichomonadidae. Bases 1 to 408 code for a protein of 135 amino acids. The record is from RefSeq and is a predicted model, not a curated record. The transcript has a single exon.
AUGUCCGGAGCUGUUUACGAAGAUAUUAUCAAAUAUCAAAACCUGAAAGCUGUAUUUCUACUUUUCCAGAUAGAUAAAGCCUCCAUUGUUUCAUGGUGUGCUGCAUUCCCUCAAACAAUAGAUAUUCUCAGAAAUGAAAAGCUUCCUGAUAAUACUUUGAAUGUUAUAUAUAUUAAAAGAAACAUCCUGCACUAUGCAUGCAUGUCACAAAAUUCCGAUAAUUUCAAGUUCUUAUUUAACUCUACAAACGAAACUGAUGUCAAUUAUCAUUAUGCGAAUGGAAUGACUGCCCUUGAUUUCGCGGUACAGUAUGAUAAUAUAGAUGUAAUCAAAAUUCUUAUUUCACAUGGUGCUGAUGUCAAUAAUAAAUUUAUUCUCUUUCAUUUCAUAUCAAUCAUGAAUGUAUAA